AUGAAAUCAUUGGAAACUCUGGAUCUGUCAUUCAAUAAGUUAUCCGGAGUCAUUCCUCAAAGCUUUUCGGCGCUGAAUUCUCUGAACCACUUGAAUCUGUCUUACAACAAUCUAUCGGGAGCGAUUCCAUCGGGGAAUCAACUUCGGACGCUGGAGGAUGCAUCCAUUUAUAUCGGAAAUGUCCAACUCUGUGGACCUCCGGUGACCAAGAGUUGCUCCGACGAUCCCAACGUCGAUUCGACAGAAGAGGAGUACGAACAAGGAUCUCAUGUGCUGUCAUUUUACUUUGGUACCGGGCUCGGAUAUUUGGUCGGCUUAUGGAGUGUGUUCGUGAUCAUGCUGUUCAAGAAAGAUUGGAGGCUCUUCUAUUUUGCAACGGUGGACAAGAUGUACGACAGAGCUUAUGUGGCAAUCAAGAUAAGAAUGCGAAAUUGCCAUGACGCAGCUGAUCGAAUGUGA
Messenger RNA from Musa acuminata subsp. malaccensis (wild Malaysian banana), 459 nucleotides. The record is from RefSeq and is a predicted model, not a curated record. Lineage: Eukaryota; Viridiplantae; Streptophyta; Magnoliopsida; Zingiberales; Musaceae.